UGAUAUGCACCAGCAGAUGAGCAAGCAUAAACAAUACUGUGUAUGGAAAAGUUGACAGUUCGGGAGAGGCUUUGAUAUUCUCUUUCAUCCACGCAGUCAAUUCUUCGGAAAGUGGCAUGGAAUGCGCAUAGCAAUCAGUCGGGGUUCUUGCAAGAGCCACACACACUGUAACCACUAAAGCGAAAGUCAGCUUGCGAACGAGGAGCGCUGUACAGCUACAGUGGAGAACGCGGUCCUCCAAAGGGAGUACCGGUAGAUCUGUGUGAGAGAAGCUGUAAACUGUUCGAGAAUUGUGGUCUGAGGUUUUGAAGGUCGACAGUUGUUGAUGGAGGCAGAUCUCUUGAAUUUAGUUCGUGCUAGCGACAUUGUGAUUUGGGCUUUUUGACAAUCCCAGUCACAGAUGGCGCUUGCACCGAGCGAAGCAGGAGGGGAGGGAGUGAAAGGAGGAGGUUGUGGAGAAGGGGGAGGAGAAAUUCGACGGAUCUGGUGCAGGAUUCCCAGGAGUUAACAGUGGGUUUUGUUGGACCCGUGCAUUGGAGUGGAGAGUGAUUGAAGGACUCUUGAGGACUGAAGCAGAAGCCGUAGGAGCUUUGGUUAAGAGGAAGGCGGGGUUCUUAAGGAAAUGCAGUCGGCACAGGAGGCUAGAGAGGCCAGGCGCCGAAAGAUUUUGGCUCGGGGCGCGGAUCGUUUGGCCUACAUAACAGGGGAGCUGCCUGCUAUCUCCACCCCGUCGCCCACCACAUCAUCUUCUUCGUCCUUUGCUGCGGCUGAGGCCCCCACCUCCUCUGUACGAUCAGGAGAUGCAGCUCUAAUUCGUCUUGUCGAUUCUGGCUCAUCUGUUCCGCGAGACGGUGAUGCUUCAAGCGAUCUCGAAUAUGAUAUCAAAUCCAGCACAAGAGUUCUCAAAGACGUUCGUGAGCAGCUCGCAGCACUCGAGCUACAGGAUCGCGAACCUGGACAAAAAGUGAAAUUAGUACCAGUAUCACAGCUUACAAUCUCUAAACCCAGCGAAAGCGCUUCUCUAACCCUCGCGGAUCAUAAUCAUGAUGCGAAGGGAUCUGAAGUUCGUGUACGAGUUGCUGUGAAGAAAUCACUGCUGAGUUGGGAGGGAAUUGGUCGUUCCAUUAGUGCUACGGAAAAUGUUCGUGCAUUGUGGGCACUUGGUCUGGCUCUUCUUUUAAUCGCACAGAGCUUCUUAUCCUGUAAUGACGAUCUAGGGAGCUUUUUGAGCAGCUGGACUCCACCUUGGCCAGUAGCUUUAGUCGUUGUCACAGAUAUUUCUCUGGUAUUCGGAGCACUGCUUUUGGGAUAUGUAAAAUCUUCACGUCCUGAUGGAGACGCAGACAAUGACAUAGGUGUCAACCAGGAGAAGAUGAUGCAGGCUUUGAAUAUGGCAACCAGGCUGGAGUUUGUUUUGCAGGUAGGGCAUAUUUCCUUGAAGAGCCUCCAGGCUUUGUUCGUGGAUUGUAGCAUUUAUAUAGUUGUCCUCGUCAGUGGUGUUUCUCUAGCGCAGAUAUGGCGACCCAGUUUUUGUUCACUGGUCAACUUGUGACUGAUUCAGUGUCUUCGAACUUUUUUGGGAUAUCUACCUUCGCUUUUUUUUUGCCUGAGCACAGCAUCUUGAAGAGGCAUUAUCGACAGCAAGCUGGAUAUCUUUCACCUUAUUGGUAAUCGAAACGUUGUAAGUAAAUUCAGAAUUGGUACACUUACCACUAUUAAUUUGCGAUAGAAAAGCUCUUAUAUGACGAAGUAAAGAGAGUAAAUCUCAUCAGGUAUGACCGGAGAGUAUACUCACUGUCUGCACGUUUGAAUGUCAACUUUAUUAAAGUAUGUGAUGCCUGGUUUGGGCAUCGAAACUGCUUUGCCGCG
Messenger RNA from Marchantia polymorpha subsp. ruderalis, 1869 nucleotides. NCBI's taxonomy places the organism in Eukaryota, Viridiplantae, Streptophyta, Marchantiopsida, Marchantiales, Marchantiaceae. The record is from the annotation of a GenBank genome assembly.